AUGCCUUCUAACAGUACAACAAGAUCUGGAUGGAUAGGGUCUAUCCAUUACCGGGCUCUAAUUGUACAGAUUCUGAUUAUAAUUUUUCUGUACCUUAAUGGUCUACUCCUCACAACCUUUUUCAAGAAGGACGUUUUUCGCUCUAGCAUGCGCUACAUCUUCUUUGCCUAUACCCUGAUGUCGGACUGCCUGUACCUAAUGGUGACCGAUGUUCUGCUACUCUUUUCGUAUAAUCGAAUAGUCAUGCAAAUUUGGCUUUGUCUUCUCUUUCUGAUAAUAGGGACUGCUUACAAUUUUGUAUUCCCUUUAACUCUGACAUUGAUGACUCUGGAGCGUUACGUGGCCAUCUGCAUGCCUAUGCAGCAUGGAGCCUUAUGCACCCAGCGCAACGCUUUGCACUGUAUUCUGAUAAUCAACGCUAUCAGCCUCUUACCCAUCAGCAUCUCUCUCUCCAUCUACUGGGCCUCAGUGCCUUUCAGCAGGUACACAGAGGAUUUGGUGUGCGGGGUUGAAAUGCUCAUCAUUCACAGAUGGCAGAGUCAUUACUGGUCGGCCAUAACUCAGUUAUACUUUGUCAUCAUGCUUGUCAUCGUUAUGUUUUGUUAUGUUCAAAUCUUAAAAGCAGCCAGGAAAGCAUCAGGAGAGACUAAGAAAUCCUCAGGGAAGGGACUCAGAACGGUACUCCUUCAUGGCUUUCAGCUCAUUCUCUGCCUUACUCGGCUGUGGUGCCCUUUGGUUGAAGCUGCUGUCAUGCAGAUGGAUCUUCGUUUAUUCGUUGAUUUAAGAUACGCCAAUUACGUAGUGUUUACUCUUGCCCCGAGAUGUCUAAGUUCCCUUGUUUAUGGCCUCAGGGACCACAAGUUAUUUGUAAAUCUGAAAUAUUAUGCUGUAUUUGGCUUGGCAUGUCAGCCUCCUGUAUUGACUGAUUGA
Molecule: messenger RNA, 930 nt
Organism: Gadus morhua (Atlantic cod)
Lineage: Eukaryota; Metazoa; Chordata; Actinopteri; Gadiformes; Gadidae
Product: odorant receptor 131-2-like
Exons: 1
Coding region: 1-930 (309 amino acids)
Biological process (GO): detection of chemical stimulus involved in sensory perception of smell; G protein-coupled receptor signaling pathway
Cellular component (GO): membrane
Molecular function (GO): G protein-coupled receptor activity; odorant binding; olfactory receptor activity
Source: RefSeq, a predicted model, not a curated record